AUGUUGGCUAAUGGUUACAAAUUGGAAGACCAGAAUAUUGAGGAACACUGUCAGAGUCCUAGAAGACAUGGAAGAUGUGACAUCAGUCACCUCUCUGGAUACAAGCUUUGUGAAUGCAAGAGAUAUAGGAAGAAGCAAUGUAGCUUUGCAUCAAGCAGUGUUCUUCAACUAUAUGAAAGAAUCCACUCUGAAGAGGAACUCCAUGAACAUAAUCAAUGGAGUCAGAUCUUUUCAAAUUUCCCUAGUCUUCGAGAACAUGAAAAAAAUCACACUAGAGAAAAACCUUAUGAAUGUAAUCACUGUUGUAAAUCCUUUCCAAGUCACACUUCUCUUCAAAUACACAAAAGAAGUCAUAAAGGAAAGAAACGCUAUUAUUGCAAUGAAUGUGGGAAAACAUUUUCAUGUCACAGUAAUCUUCAAACACACAAAAGAACUCAUACAGGAGAGAAACCCUAUGUUUGCAAUGAAUGUGGUAAGGCAUUUGCAUGUCGCAGUAAUUUUCAAAGACACAAAAGAACUCACACAGGAGAAAAACCCUAUGACUGCCAUAAGUGUGGUAAAGCUUUUGCAUAUAGCAGUGUUCUUCACAAACAUGAAAGAAGUCACACCGGAGAGAAACUCCAUGUAUGUAAUCAAUGUGGUAAAGCCUUUGCCCGUUAUAGAAGUCUUCAAAAUCAUAAAGAACACCAUACCCUUCAGAAACCAUAUGAAUGCACUCAGUGUGGUAAAGCCUUUGCAUAUUGCUAUAAUCUUCAUAUACAUGAAAGAAGUCAUACUGGAGAAAAACCCUACGAAUGUGAACACUGUGGUAAAGCCUUUCCGAGUCACAGUUCUCUUCAAGUACACAAAAGAACUCACACAGGAGAGAAACCCUAUGUCUGCAAUGAAUGUAGUAAAGCAUUUGCAUGUCGUAGUAACCUUCUAAUACACAAAAGAACUCAUACAGGAGAGAAACCCUAUGAUUGUAAUGAAUGUGGUAAAGCCUUUGCAUGUCGCAGUAGCCUUCAAAAACAUGAAAGAACUCACACUGGAGAGAAACCCUAUGAGUGUACUCAAUGUGGUAAAGCCUUUGCACGUCGUAGUGAUCUUUAUAUACAUGAAAGAAGUCACACUGGAGAGAAACCCUAUGAAUGUAAUCGAUGUGGAAAAGCUUUUCUACAUUGCAUUAGUCUUCAGAGGCAUGAACGAACUCACACUGGAGAAAAACCUUAUGCAUGUAAUCAAUGUGGUAAAGCCUUUACACGUCGCUUUAGUCUUCAAAUACAUGAAAGAAGUCAUAGUGGAGAGAAACCCUAUGAGUGUAAUCAAUGUGGUAAAGCCUUUGCAAGUCGUAGUAGUAUUCGAAAUCAUGAAAAACAUCAUAAUGUUGAGAAACGUAAUUAAUGUAAUCAGUAUGGCAA
Molecule: messenger RNA, 1400 nt
Organism: Acomys russatus (golden spiny mouse)
Lineage: Eukaryota; Metazoa; Chordata; Mammalia; Rodentia; Muridae
Product: zinc finger protein 431-like
Exons: 3
Coding region: 1-1383 (460 amino acids)
Biological process (GO): regulation of transcription by RNA polymerase II
Molecular function (GO): RNA polymerase II cis-regulatory region sequence-specific DNA binding; DNA-binding transcription factor activity
Source: RefSeq, a predicted model, not a curated record